Molecule: messenger RNA, 3438 nt
Organism: Melanaphis sacchari
Lineage: Eukaryota; Metazoa; Arthropoda; Insecta; Hemiptera; Aphididae
Exons: 20
Coding region: 679-3348 (889 amino acids)
Biological process (GO): peptidyl-glutamate ADP-deribosylation
Source: RefSeq, a predicted model, not a curated record
AAUCAGUUGUAACUCAUCUGUCAUAUUUGGAGGGAAAUUGUCAUGACUUCGAAUAAUCGUGAUACAGCCAUACCAGGUGUUGUUGCCUAUUGGUAUAAUGGUAUAUUAUCGUUUAAAUACACAAUUAUUUUUGAUGCAGUGCAGCAGUCUAUUAAUACCAUUAACUGCUAUACAGUAUGCACUAUAUGUCUAUAUAGACACAUCUAUAAAACAUAUUAAUUAAUAUCGAAAUCCGAAAACAGAAAUUGACCGCACUCAUCUUUAAAUAUUAUAUGUCUAAAUAUGGUAUAAUUUGUCUCUGCCGUUUCUGGCAUAAUAUUAUAUUUAUAUUGUUUAUUAUUAUGACGUAACAUGUUAUUAAUGUACGUUUAAGAUAGUGGUUGCACUGAUCUCGCGACGUAAUAUUUUUAUAGUCGCCGAACGUCGUCAGAUACUCAGAUCACACUACAAAAAUAUCGUUUCAGCGUUCCAGCGUUUUCUACCGCGUCGUUGUAAGCGAACUAGUUACUAGACCCUUGUGUCGCGUUGUUUUUCGUUCGAGUGUGUCCGUUCUUGCCUUCCUAGAUAUUUCGAUUGUCGUUUUUCGUCCCUCACUCGCUACGUUUUUCCGAGAUCGGAAACGAUCCGAUUUCAAUCCACGUUAUUGCGGCAGAGUCGUGACGAGAAUCCACGUUGACGAUGGCAGAUGCGACGCACAAGACAUUAACUGAUGGAAUAAAACGCUGGAAAACCAUCAAUUUUUAUUUAAGUAUUGUAAAGUAUAUUAUUUGUAAUGUACUAAGAAUUUUGUUGUAUAUUGCGGCAUAUAUGAUGCGAAAGUGUAGUUCAUUAUUUGAGAGUUUAUCUGAAGGUCUUAAGAUGAUUGAAAAAGCAGAAGAUACAACUGAGAAAACUAUUAAAGAUAGGUGCGAUACUUAUUGUUUUUCUAAUCAUGCCGACAAAGAUGAAGAACUAAAAGAGAAAAAACAAAUUAUUAUCAAUACUGUUGAUGAAUUAAUAGACAAAGAGUCCAAUUCUGAUACUAACAACAUUGGUAAAAAUGAAGAACGAAAAGAAGUGAAUAAUAUUAUUGGUGAUGUUAUGAAUGAAUUAAUUGACAAUGUGACUAUUAAAAAUAAUGGUCAAUCUUUUUUUGAACAUAAUAUAGAUGCAGAACAAAAAUUAGUAAAUGGAGCUAUCACUAAUAUUGUAAAUAGUGCUAUAAAUAAAGAGUCUAAUUCUGAAAUUUCUGAAGAAUCAGUGCAUUCUAAUUCUGAAGAUACAGAAGAAAAAGUUGAAGAAAAAAUUAUUGUUGAUGAUGGGAUUGAAUCACCAAGAGUUAGAAAAAGAUUUGGUGUUAAAAACACUGCAAUACUUUUAAUAACUAAAACAAUUAAGGAAAACAAAUUAAAAGACAAACAGUUUAAGAUGGAAACAGAAUUUAACAGAAACAAAAUAUUAAAUAACGGAAAUCCUUAUCGGGACAAAGAUGAAAUCUUUACAAACAAAUCUGAUAGUUUUAAAAGAGAAAAAGAAUCGUUAUUAAAAAAUGAACCUGAAAAAUCUGAUUGUUUUGAAGUAGCUAAUAAAAGUUGUAGUAAAGACAUGGCUAUUGAUAGUACAUCUAAGUACAAAAGUGAUAGGAUAAACCUUGAUAUUUUCAAAACUAAAGAAUCAAUAGAAAAUCAAUUGAAAAUCAAUGAAAAUGAAAAAUUAACUAUGAAAAAUAAUGUCGAUUGCUUGGUAAAUGAUGACAGUAAUGAAAGUAAAAAACCAUUCACAAAAACUGAAAAUGAGAUUAUAGAAAAUAAUGGUGAACACAAGAAAAAUAUUAAUGGUUAUGUAAAUAAAAAAGUGAUUACAAGGAUUGAAAAUAUGACGAUUACAAAAAAUAAUGAUGUCCACUGGAAAAAUUUUGAUGAUUAUGUUAAUAGUAAACCAAAUACAAUGACAGAAAAUAUAAUCGCAACAAAUAAUGAUAAAUGCUGGGAUGAUAAUAAUGUAUGUGAAAACAGAGAACCAAUAACAAAUACUGAAAAUAUGAUCACAAAAAGUAAAGAUGAACACCUGAAUAAUAAUGAAGGUUAUGAAAAAAGAAAACCAAUAACAAAGACUGAAAAUAUGACCAUUAAAAAUAACAGUGAACUCCAGAAAAAUAACAAUAGUUUUGAAAAUAAAAAAUCUAUUGCAAAGACUGAAAAGAUGUUAAAUAUGUUUGAAGUGAAGGAUGAUAUCUUUAGUUUGCCUUCUAAAUUUUCUUUAGCACAUUGUGUUUGUGAAGAUUUUUAUAAUGCGUUUGGCAUGACAGCUGAUUUUAAAUUCAAAUUUGGUAAUAUUGGUACAUUAAUGGACCUAAAUUUACAUGUGAGCGAUGUUGGUCAUAUUAAAUAUAAUGAGCAACAUGUAUUUUAUUUAGUCGUGAAAAAAAAAUCAUCACAAAAACCACUUUUAUCUAGCUUAGAAGUAGCGUUGUAUAAUCUACGUGAUAAAAUGAAUGAUCUUAAAUUAACAAAACUUGCAAUUCCAAAACAUGGAUUUGAUGCAUACAAUAUGAUGGAUGUGAAGUCACUAAUAUCAAAAAUAUUUGCAUUAUCUAAUAUUGAAGUCACUAUAUGUCUGACAUCAUCAAAAUUAGAAACAGAACAUAUUAAUCCACCUAAAAUAAAUUUUACUUCUAAACAACUGUGGGAAAUGGAGAAACAAACUGAUUUAAUAAUUUUUAUUAAUAUGUGUUCAAUGUAUUCAGAGAAUUGGAAUGAUCAAGUUGUUGAACAUAUCAAUGCUAAAUAUCCAUUUAAAGAGAGAUUAUUAAACGAUAUUAAUAUUAAACCAAUGGCUCCCGGCGAUAUACUAUUAUAUAAAAUUGGUACUGAAGUAUUGUUCUGUAUAUUCAUUAAACCUUUCGAUCAAAAUCCAUCAUAUUUUAAAUGUCUCGAAAAAGCUUUUCAAGAAAUGAAAUCACAAUUAACUGGUUAUAGAUAUUUGGGAGUUCAACAAGAUCCAUUAAUUCACAAGACUAACACACACAAUUUAGCACGCAAUUUGUCUAUGCUGAAAUCAGUUUUUAGUAAUCGAAAUGCUGAAAUUUGGGUUUGUGGUGAUACUGAACAGCAUAAAACUUAUCAAUAUCAACAAUAUAAAAAAACUGUAACUGAUGCCAUUGAUGUGAACCAUAAACGAAAUUCAAAAACAAGUGCAAAGUCUAGAAAUAAAUUAGAUAAAAAGAGACAUAGUACAAAUAAUAACAGUAAACAUGGUUCGGCAGAAAACUAUAAUUGCAAAAAUACAUCAGUUGUCAACUCUGUUACACGUUUAAAUCAAGAAGAAAUAUCUAUUGAUAAUUACAUGACAGAAAAUUGGGACAACUGAUUAUUUUAUAACUUUCAUUUUAUUAACAAUUAAUAUCUUUUAUUAAGUUAUCUUUGCUGGUAUUACUUUCAUGAGUAUUAAAUAAACAGA